Sander lucioperca (pikeperch) is the source of this 977-nucleotide messenger RNA. RefSeq names its product programmed cell death 1 ligand 1-like. The transcript is spliced from 6 exons. The coding region runs from base 342 to 977 and encodes 211 amino acids. Lineage: Eukaryota; Metazoa; Chordata; Actinopteri; Perciformes; Percidae. Gene Ontology annotation, biological process: immune response; T cell costimulation; positive regulation of T cell proliferation. Gene Ontology annotation, cellular component: external side of plasma membrane. The record is from RefSeq and is a predicted model, not a curated record.
CGUGGGAGAGAGAACACGCGGACGCAGCUUCAUAAGGAACCACCUCCAGCCAACCAGGCAUUCAUUUAUUCAUUCAUCAUUCAUUCAUUCAUUCAGUGCCAGCUGAGCUCACUACAACCGGUAGUUUUUAGAUAGUCUUUCUACCGGGUCACUUCAUGGUUCGCUUCGAGGUCUUCGUUUUUUGCUUCACCUUUACACUCUGGCCGGUCUUUGUGCCUUUUAGCACGGCAGUACAGACGGACGUUAAAGUUGAAAAACUCUACUAACUGGCGCCAUCUUGUGACAGAAAUACAUCACUGUACCUGCUUAUUGUCAGUCCUCUGAUCAGUCAUGUGGAGAAGAUGAUCCUGCUCAUCAUCCUGCUGCUCAUCAUCCUGACCUCCUGUGUCUCUGGAAGAUUUGUAGUGAAUGUGACCCAGACCUCCUAUCAGGCAGAGGAGAACCACAACAUCACACUGGAGUGGACCUUCACAACCAACCCUCACAGUUCCUCCAACUCUCUGAAUAUCUUCUGUGAACUGAUAACUGUCCUCAAGAAUCCAGGCCUGUUUCAUCUCCAUGAAGGAGUUGAGGUCCCAGAGUCUCAGCAUGACCAGUUUGCAGGACGAGUCCAGUGGGACAAAGACGUCCUCAGAGAAGGACGACUCAGACUUCAUGUGUCCAGACUCAGGACUGAAGACUCGGGACUGUACAAAUGUGAUGUGCUCACAAGUUAUGGGAGGAGCUCUGGUAAAUGUUGGCUCAAUGUUACUGCCUGGACGACGGAGACGCCGUGGUAUCCCAAAAUCCUCCAGACUCCAGAUCCAAACGGUGAGUCGGCUGUUAAAGGUGAGAACACGGACCGACUCCGGGAAGACGGAAGGAAAACAUUAUCAGAAGACGCUGAGUCAUGCUUACUAGACCAUAUGCUUUUGUCCCGAUUCGAUUCUUUCACCAUACACAGGCGGCGAUUGGAUUUUCAUUUAUUGCGAUUCUAG